GACCACCCAUUUCAACAUCAUCUCCCACUUUAACACCACCUACGAGUAUAUCUCUCUACUCCCUCUUACUCUUCAUAAGCUACCCGCUGAGUUAUCGAGUCGUCAUCUACUACCUCGCAUUACCUCAUAACCCCAUUCAUACGCAUCAUCAAUAGCUGGCCCCCUUUAGAAAAACUCUUCAAGUCAUCGGACGGAUCCUCAAUCCUCGGUCGUCAUCGUUGUCUCUACUGCGUUUGCUAAGGGACUCCCUCCUCGUAGGCAUCGACCAGCUUUGCCUGUUACUCCUCAUCCGCUCGAGGAAGGCCUCCGUCGACCACGAACUCGCUCUCAACUCCAGCGCCAUUGGACACUGGGCUUUGGAUUGACGCCGAACGAACCCACUGAAGGAGAUAAACCAUCACCACCUCGACCGGACUUACCCCAUCGAUCUCAGACCAUUGCCGACAUCAUGCCAGAAGCUCCCGUGACCCGGGCAAAACUCCCGCAACCUCGCAAUCUACUCUUCAUCGAACCAGACGUGCCAGUAUCUACCACUACCUCUGCUCAGACCACGCCUACGAAAGAAUACGAGCAUGACCCCAUCAAGCAUCUCGCUGCCGGGUUGAACGGUGGCCAAGCAGACGAUACCGCUGGCAAAGCUCUGGCAGCCGCUGUAACCAAUGCCCCUCGUGGUCAAUUAGGUUUGAAAGAGACCAAGCUACCUGGGGUUCAUUCCGAGCCUGCUGAGUAUUACGGCGGCGCCGAGGUCUCCACUCGUGCCCGAACUUUCAGCAGCGCCGCUUUCGGGAAACAGCGACCUCCUGUCAUGGACGGUGCCUCCAGAGUUCGACGUCUAUCCCAUGACGAAGUCACCAAAACGGCACCUAGGCGUUUCUUGAUCGACGUCGAGGACACUAUGAGACUUAUUCUCGAGCAGGAAGACACCGAUGGCAACUUUCAAAUAUCAGUUACCGAUUCUGGUCCCAAACUGCUGGCUUUGGGCACUGCCAGUUCCAACGCUCACAAGUCUCACGACAUUCGAGGCACGUAUAUGCUGUCUAAUCUGCUGCAAGAACUUGCUCUCGCUCGAGAUUUUGGCCGCAAGCGCAUUGUACUGGAUGAGGCACGGCUGUCGGAGAAUCCAGUUGACCGAUUGUCUCGAAUGAUCAAAAAUUCAUUUUGGAACGCCUUGACUCGUCGGAUCGAUGCUGAAGGACUUGAAAUUGCCUGUGCAGAUCCCAAAAACCGUCAACGGGAUACUGGCGCUCGUAUAUAUAUCCCUCACGGAGAGCACGAGAUGUUCGAUCACUACCAGCAGAUCGCUGUCGAGAAGCCCAAUUUGAGGCUGGGAGUGACCAUGUUACCCAAGCAGUGUGACGACUCUCGCUUCGUACAAAGCCUCAACGAACAUCCAGGAAUUUUGGCCUUGGCGAUGGCUCGGCACGUGGACCCUGUCACUCAAAAAGUCACUUUAGAAGCAUUGCCAUUUGUCGUUCCGGGAGCACGAUUCAAUGAGAAAUAUGGUUGGGAUUCUUAUUUCAUGGCUCUCGGUUUACUCGUCGAUGGCAGAUUGGACCUUGCACGAAGUAUUGUUGAGCACUGCAUAUUCGAGAUCAAACAUUAUAACAAGGUCUUGAACGGUAAUCGAUCAUACUACCUGUGUCGUUCUCAACCGCCUUUCCUCACUGAUCUUGCCCUGCAAAUCUUCAACCAAUGUGAUCGUAGUCAGUUGGAAACGAACAAGGAGUGGCUCAAGCGGGCCAUCCAGGCCGCCAUUAAGGAAUAUCACCUCUAUUGGAUGUCCGAACCAUCACUGGACAUCAAGACCGGGCUCUCCCGAUACAGACCAAAUGGCCUGGGCAUACCUCCCGAGACAGAAGCCUCCCACUUCACCCACGUGCUCCAACCAUUUGCUGCCAAGCGAGGCAUAUCCGUCAACGAAUUCAUCGACGCCUAUAAUGAUGGCACGCUCGAAGACCCUGAGCUGGAUGAGUAUUUCUUACAUGAUCGCGGCGUCCGAGAGUCUGGUCAUGACACCAGCUACCGACUUGAACGUAAAUGCGCCGACCUGGCCACUGUAGAUCUCAACUCUCUUUUGUACAAAUACGAGUCAGAUAUCGCGCAGGCUAUCCACUAUGUCUUCGAUGACAGUCUAGAACUCGAAGAAGAGUUUGACUUAUCGCCUUGGCCCAUAACUCCGGACGCGUUCACGAAACCCAGAGAAAAAUCGACGAGAAUGCCAAUGACGAGUGCGAUAUGGUACGAACGUGCCAACAAACGAAAGGCCCUCAUGGACGACUUAUGCUGGAACGAUGGGCUCGGGAUGUAUUUCGAUUACGACACGAAGACGGGCCGGCAGACCAAGUACGAAUCAGCCACUACCUUAUGGCCUCUGUGGGCCGGCUGUGCGUCGGAAGAGCAGGCGCUGAAGCUCGUUCGUUUCGCAUUGCCCAAGCUGGAAGUCGCCGGCGGUCUGGUCUCCGGUACGGAAGAGUCUCGCGGUGUCAUCUCACUCGAUCGUCCUAAUCGACAAUGGGAUUACCCCUAUGCCUGGCCACCUCAUCAGAUCAUGGCUUGGGUCGGACUGGAGCGCUAUGGCUUUGUGGACGAUGCCGCUCGCCUAGCAUACCGAUGGAUAUAUAUGAUGACGCUUUCUUUUGUCGAUUUCAAUGGCAUUGUGCCCGAGAAGUUCGAUGCGGUGGAGCUCACCCAUAUGGUGGAUGCCGAAUACGGUAAUCAAGGUGUCGACUUCCGUUAUGUUCCACGGGAAGGUUUUGGAUGGAUGAACGCGGCCUUUCAGGUGGGCCUGCAGUGUCUCACGACUGGUAUGAGACGUGCCGUUGCCAGCUGCGUCGCUCCUUGGGAAUUCUUCCACCUGGCCCCUCCAGAUUUCCCUUCAGCCCGACGACGACGUGCCGAGCGUGAGGCUCGUGAAGCUGACGCCGCUGCAUCUGGCCAGGGUGGGAUGCCGAAGCUGUCUUCUCACGCUGAGCUGCCAACGUUGGAGCAGACGAUGGCGCAACUCAAGGUUCUGGCAACUCAGCCUUAGCGGUCACCGUCCUACUUUGAGGGGUUGCUUCCUCCUGCAUGCUCAUCAUCACAAUGGACUAUUCAAUACAUUGGUACAACCAUUUUCCACUUUCCGUGUACAUUCCCGCACAUUAUCAUGAUCAUUCUCAAUUGAAGAGAAUUAUACUCGACGAUGUAUCCAAGUUUUCAUG
Tremella mesenterica DSM 1558 is the source of this 3200-nucleotide messenger RNA. RefSeq names its product neutral trehalase. Gene Ontology annotation, biological process: trehalose catabolic process. The transcript has 18 exons. Bases 449 to 3028 code for a protein of 859 amino acids. Lineage: Eukaryota; Fungi; Basidiomycota; Tremellomycetes; Tremellales; Tremellaceae. The record is from RefSeq and is a predicted model, not a curated record. Gene Ontology annotation, molecular function: calcium ion binding; alpha,alpha-trehalase activity. Gene Ontology annotation, cellular component: cytoplasm.